Nymphalis io (European peacock) is the source of this 2106-nucleotide messenger RNA. Its product is annotated as xaa-Pro aminopeptidase ApepP-like. NCBI's taxonomy places the organism in Eukaryota, Metazoa, Arthropoda, Insecta, Lepidoptera, Nymphalidae. Bases 1 to 2106 code for a protein of 701 amino acids. The record is from RefSeq and is a predicted model, not a curated record. Gene Ontology annotation, molecular function: metalloaminopeptidase activity. The transcript is spliced from 19 exons.
AUGGCGGCCAGCCACUGUGAAACAAAUAUUGUGAUUGGUAAUGUUCCAGCCAGCUACGAUUAUGCCGAACCAAAUGAUCCUAUUUAUGCUGGACCUAGUAAUGUGGGCAGGCAGCUCAGCUCACAAAGGGUUCAAGCAGUUCUUGAAGUGAUGAAGGAGAACAACAUCGACGCCUUCAUCGUACCAACUGCAGAUGCUCAUAACUCCCAGUACAUAGCACCGUGCGACGCUCGCCGGGAAUGGUUGUCUGGUCUCUCCGGGUCUUCAGGUACAGCCUUGGUGACGGAAAACCAUGCUCUGGUCUGGACUGACGGCAGAUAUUUUACACAGUUCGAACUUCAAGUAGACACGUCGGUGUGGACUCUGAUGAGACAAGGAAUUGACGCUACAAUACAGAACUGGCUGGCUACGAACUUGCGCAGCCAAAGCAGAGUGGGCGUUGAUCCCACCACGUACACCAGAGCUUCAUGGAACGCAUUGGAGGCAGCCCUCCGACCUGCAAAUAUAGAACUCGUUCCGAUAUAUAAUAAUAUCGUGGAUGAAGCUCGAAGACGUAUCCAAGAUCCACCUCCGAGCAGGCCGAAUGAACCAUUACUCGCUUUAUCUUCAAACUACACAGGCAGAGUAUCGAGUGAAAAAAUAUCUGACUUGCUGGCGCAGAUCCAUGGUCGACAAGCUUCGGCUUUGGUGUUGACAGCAUUAGACGAUAUCGCAUAUACCUUAAACAUCCGCGGAUCCGAUAUUCCCUUCAACCCCGUAUACUUUUCCUAUCUCGUGAUACGAGAAAAUAACAACGUGAUCCUGUUCUGGGGUAAUGGCGAGUUACCAACGCACAUACAAGAUCAUCUCGCAUCCGAAGGGACGAAGCUCACAUGCUUGCCUUACACGCAAAUAUUCGAUUAUCUAAGGAAUUUAAGCGAUGAGUUACCAGCCGGGAGUACAAUUUGGUUGUCCAGUGAUGGCAGCCAAGCUGUACAUGUUGCCGCGGAAAAGAAUACGGGAGUCUCUACGCUGUCUACAUUGUCGCCGGUCGCGCUUAUGAAGUGCAUCAAAAAUGACGUCGAACUGAGGGGUUUUAGAUCAUCACACAUCAGGGACGGAGUGGCCGUAGUUCGAUUCCUGCGUUGGGUACAUGAAGAAGUAUCAGCCGGGCACAAUAUCACUGAAAUUAACGUCGUUGAUAAGCUGGACCAGCUCAGAGGAGAGGAAGCUUAUUACAAGGGCCCCUCGUUCGCAACGAUCGCGGGCGCCGGUGAAAAUGGGGCCAUAAUACACUACAAACCAUCACGGGAAGGGCCUCAAAGGGUGAUACGGCCCGAUGACAUGCUACUUGUAGACUCUGGGGGGCAAUAUAUGGAUGGUACCACCGACAUAACACGCACACGGCAUAUGCGCUCGAAUCCAACUCCUGCGCAGAGGCUGGCCUUCACGAGGGUGUUGAAAGGUCAAAUCUUGCUCGCCACCGCAGUAUUCCCUAAAGGAUCAACGGGUAAUCUUCUAGAAACCCUAGCUCGAAAAGCUCUAUGGGACGUUGGGUUGAACUAUGCCCAUGGCACAGGGCAUGGUGUGGGACAUUUUCUGAACGUACACGAAGGGCCCUCUGGUAUCGGAGCAGCGUUGAUGGCCAACGAUCCUGGUAUUACUCCUGGAAUGAUAUUCAGUGAUGAGCCAGGCUUUUACGAAGUGGGACAAUACGGAAUAAGACAUGAAGACAUUGUUGAAGUUAUCGAGAUGAAUCGCAACGCGGAUCACAUUUUCGCGGAGGGCUUAGUGGGUAACUUCAGUGGGAGGGGGGCUGUUGCCUUUUACACGAUAUCUCUGGCACCUCACCAAACUGCGAGCUUAGACGUCGAGUUGCUGAGUGAGGAUGAGAUUACCUACUUAAACAAUUACCACGCUCGAGUCCUGGCGACAUUGGGUCCAAUUCUCAAACAAAGAAAAUUAACAGAAGACUACGAAUGGCUUGAAAAAGAAUGCGCGCCAAUAUAUCGUAGCGCGGCCAUUUUGAUGAAAACAUCGCCAUUUUUAUUACUAAGUAUAAGCAGUGUCGAAAAUCUGUUUGAUGUGAAGUUUGAUAUAACGGACGUGUUUUGUGACGGGUACUGA